Messenger RNA from Melanotaenia boesemani (Boeseman's rainbowfish), 3409 nucleotides. RefSeq names its product Copper-only SOD repeat protein (gene cusr). Bases 118 to 3105 code for a protein of 995 amino acids. The record is from RefSeq and is a predicted model, not a curated record. The transcript has 10 exons. Gene Ontology annotation, biological process: superoxide metabolic process. Gene Ontology annotation, molecular function: metal ion binding. Lineage: Eukaryota; Metazoa; Chordata; Actinopteri; Atheriniformes; Melanotaeniidae.
GGCACAAACACACAACCUCUUAGACAUUUUGCUCCUCUGAGCAUCUUAUGCUGCAGCUGACUUGUUUCCCUCCUCCCUACUCAGGAUUUUUAUAACUGUAGAGGAAAUCUGAUUGAAAUGCACCUUUUAUUUUUGCCGUGUGUCUUGCACACAUCUGCCAACAUGUGCCUUCUCACAGCUACCCUUCUGCUUCUUGCAAUUGAUUCUAUUUCAUGUGCUUCGUUUCUGGCGUCUCUGAACAUGGGAGGGGUCAUAGGGGAGGUGCAGUUUGAUUCUAUAUCCCAAACAACCACUGUCCAAGUGUCUGGUGCUGGAUCCUGUGGGGCAGUUAACUUUUCCCUAAGCGAGUUCCCUGUUAUGUACGGCCACUUUGCCCAGCCCUGUUCAGAAGCAAACAUCGGCUCAAGCAUCUUCACGUUCACGGCAGAUCCUACCUCAAUAUCCACCAUAAACACGCCACACCUUUACAAACACAGAGCAAACCUGGAUGAUUUCUCUCUGUCUUUGCAGACAUGUAAUGGGACCAAAGUAUGCACAACUGUAAGUCAAGGUCAGACGACACUGACUCAACAGGCCAGGUUCACAGAAUCCAUUGUAGGUAACAUCUAUAUACGUUUGAACCAAGAGAAUACCAACCCCAGGAUUCUUGCUGAUGUAAUGACAGUCGGUCAGACAAGUGUCUCACAAACCAACAUCACUCUCUAUGGAUCAACAAGUACAGCUGCAAGCUGUAAUGCUCUUCUUAAACACUUAGAGCCCUCAGCCUUGACAAGUCUGGGUGUCAUAAAGGUUGGACAUCCAAUUCAUCUUCAGAAGUCUCGUUUAGACCUUGAUACCGUUAAUGAGACAUAUAGGUUUCUUCUCUUCAGCAUCAGAUCAAGUUACAUGUGCGCUCAGAUAUAUAACGUAUCUGAGAAACUGGUGGGAGCUGUUGUGAACAUGAGAGGAAUCAAAGGUUACUUCAGUUUUCAUCAGGCUUCUCCUUUUGAUGUGACAACGUUUAGCAUGAAUCUUGCAAACUUACAAAGCAGAGUUGGCCCUUACCAUGUCCAUGAAUAUCCUGUCCCUGCAGUCAGGUCAAACCUGUGUUCAAAUGAUAAUGUGGGGGGCCACUGGAAUCCAUUUGCAAUCAACAAAAAUGACUUAGCAUAUCCAAAAGUGCCUGGCUCAUCGCAUGACAAGUAUGAAAUGGGUGACCUCAGUGCCAAGCAUAUGUCUCUGGCAGAUAGAAAUGAGGUGAAUGUCUCGUUCACUGACUUCAAUCUCCCUCUGUUUGGACAAAACAGCAUUGUAGGCCGCUCGGUUGUGAUUCACCAACCAGAUGGUGCAAGGUUUGUAUGCGCCCGCAUUGGUUAUCCCGGUGAAGUGAUGACAGGCAGAGCGAUAUUUCAGGGCCUGGUUGUUGGUGAGAUCAGGUUUACCCAGCUGGUGAACAAUCCUCUGUCAGAUGUAUCCAUUUUUGUAGAUCUGUCAUACGGAAAUUCAACAAUGUCACCAACCAGAAACCACAACUGGCAUGUUCACAUGUACCCCAUUAGCUCGGAGAGGGAUGAUGAUAAAGGGCGCUGCAGCACAACAGGAAGUCAUUGGAACCCCUAUAACAUCAGCACAAGUGACAGCAGCUAUGCCAUGCAGUGCAGCCCAUCUAGUCCCUUGUGUUGUGAGGCAGGAGACCUCUCAGGCAAACACAGUACCAUUAAUAUUGAUACUAGAGUAGGAGGAGUGGAUGCAAAAAAGUUUUUCACUGAUGUGACCUCUUGGUUGCUCAUGCCAGGCAUUAUUGGCCGUUCUGUGGUCAUCCAUGAAUCAGCAAAGGGAGAGCCAAGGAUUGCUUGUGCUAAUGUGACUAUGGUUCGAGCCACCAAAGCUAGCUUAAGAAACUGGUUUGGUCCCGGGUCGUGCAGUGGUCAGGUAAAAUUCUCCCAAGUUGUCCCACAAGGCCCCAUAACUAUAAAUGUAGACCUGAUAAACCUGCAUUCCUCAUCUGGAGGUUACCAUGUUCACAUGUUGCCCCUCAAAUCUGGCAGCACUGAACCCUGCUCAAAUGCAGACAUCCUAGGCCACUUCAACCCAUUAAUGUGGAACACAUCAAAGUCCCCCUCACCUGGAGAAGGCACUGUGGACCAGUAUGAGAUAGGAGACAUCAGUGGAAAGUUUGGAAUGCUUACUGGAAGAAAUGACUUUAAAGCAGUCUACGAGGACUCAGACAUGUCACUUACUGGACCCUACAGCAUUGUGGGAAGGUCUCUGGUAGUUCAUCAUGCCAAUGGAUCUAGAAUAAGGUGUGCUGACAUCUCAGCAGAAACCAAUCCUGAUGGUCAAUGGACCACUGCUAAAGCUGUUUUCAGUGGUGGGGUGACUGGGACGGUCUGGCUGCGCCAGCAGAUGUUUCCUGAUGGAAGUAGAAGUGAUGUUUCACUUGAGGUGAAUCUCCAGUCAUCUGCAAGUGAAAAUAUAUCUGCGGUAUCCUUGUUCAUCACAAACAACAGAGUGGAUGCCAAUGACAGCCUGUGCAAUGAUGUGGGAAGCACAUUUAAUCCCUUCAACAUGGAAUCAGUGAGCUCCAGUUGUUCAUUAGAAACCCCCCUGAGUUGUGUUGUGGGUGAAAUAUCAACACGACAUGGCGCUGUCAGCCUCACUGAAAGACAUCUUUACACUGACAGCAUUAUCCAGCUCUCUGGAGACAACACAGUUGUUCACAGAUCGCUCGUGUUAAAAAAUGGCAACAACACCACAGCAUGUGCUACAAUCCUCCCAGAAUCCCCGUCAGCAGAGCAGCUGUUUCCCAGUGUGACUAAUUUCAACCGAUUUGACUUCCGUCGGAGGGUUGCCGAAGUCCUGCAGAUGGAAAUGGCAAGAAUUACCAUCUUGCCCGGCUCUCCCCGUUCUGUAGCAGGUGGAAAAUGCCAGCAAGUCAACUUUGCAGUGUCAGGGAAUGUCAGCACGGAAAUGCUGAGGUGUGUGAAAACCAAUGAGACGAUGGGCAAAUUCAAAGAGUCUACCUCCUGUACAAGAAAUGCAGGGCUGCUGGUCGUGCCAAGAACUUUCCUUCUAGGCUUGAUGUUUGCUGCCACUUGCCUGCUGCCAUCCAUAACGUCUUUAUAGUUCAGAGGCUCAGCCAUGCUGUGCACCAUCAGUUGAUCCUCCUGUUGUAAAACUGUGAAUAUGUUCAUGAAAUAUUGCCCAUUAAAGCAAAUAAUGAUGAUACUCUGUAAAAAUAAAUUAAUGAACACACAAAAAUCUUCCAAAUUUAUAUUAAACUUUUUAUGUUUACCAAUUUAUGUGACAAGCACCUGUUGAUUGUGUUCUUUUUCUAUAAAAUCUUUUUUUAACUAUUGUUCUUAUGUUUAUUAAUUUGUUUGGAAUUUAAUGUGUGUUUUUAAGACUCCAGACAUUUUUCUUCUUGUUG